Molecule: messenger RNA, 2787 nt
Organism: Galleria mellonella (greater wax moth)
Lineage: Eukaryota; Metazoa; Arthropoda; Insecta; Lepidoptera; Pyralidae
Product: arylphorin subunit alpha-like
Exons: 5
Coding region: 13-2715 (900 amino acids)
Source: RefSeq, a predicted model, not a curated record
UAACCAUAUAUAAUGAUUUAUUUCAAUCAAUUCUUCAGUGUUACUGGCAAAAUGAGGGAGGUAACUUUAGUUCUAUUAGUGUUUUCUAUAGCUGGAAUCUCAGGAUUCUUAAUAAAAAUUCCGACAAAAUCAAUACAACCUAAACACGAUGUCUCAGGAUAUAUCCACAUACAAAAGUUGAUGUUACUCUUAUUUGAUAAUAUUUGUGAAGAAAGUAGUGAUCCUAUUAUUAUGAGAUUUGCACAAGAAUUCACACUGGAUAAACCUGAAGACUAUACGGAUUCCAAUGUCAUCGCAGACUUGCAGAAUCUUCAAUCAGGAAAUGGACUUUUAUCCAAAAAUGAAAUAUUUUCCGAAUACAAUAUUGAACAUCGAAAUGAACUUAAAAUAAUUUAUGCUGUAAUGCUACAUGCGAAAAAUUUUGAUACGUUUUUUAAAACUGCAGCGUGGGCUCGUCAAAAUACGAAUUGCGGAUUAUUCAUUGAUGCUAUAUAUUUAACAAUUUUUACAAGACAUGAUUUAUCGAAUCUUUCAAUAACUGCUCCUUACGAAUUGUUGCCAAAUUAUUUCAUUCGUAAAGAUAUCAUUAUCAAAGCAUCGUCAUUACUGACAGAUGAAGAUUUUACACUAACUGAAGACGUAAAAGAUGAAGGAAAUGCAUAUAUUUUGGACGCUAAUUAUACUGCUGACAUAAACGACGAUGAAGAUUCUAAGUUAGCAUAUUUUCGUGAAGAUAUAGCUUUAAAUUCUUUUUAUUUCUUUGAUAAACUUAAUACUAUGUUUUUGUUUAAAUCAAAUGAAGAUAACACAUAUGGAGACUAUAUGUAUCAAUCGAUGAAACAAUUAGUUGCUAGAUAUGACUUAGAAAGAUAUGCUAACGGGUUACCAGAAUUAGAAAGUCUUAAUUGGAAUUCUGCCGUUGAUACAUACGAUCCUAUGUUAAUUUAUUCAACUGGAGAUGAUUUUGCCCAUAGAACAAUACCUAUUGAUUUACCAUCAGUAAGUGAAGGUAUAGAGUUUCUACAAAAUAUUGAGGCUAAUAUAAAAAAUGUAGUUACACAUUUGAAACAAACUGGAUAUAACAAAACUCAAAUAAUAAACCAUUUGAUGGAAAUAUUUGUUAUUGGAGAGAAAAGCUACGAAACUUUAGCAAGACAGCGCUUAGGAUACGAUGUAACAAAUAAUAUCAGACAAUAUUCUGUAUUAGACCAUUUUCUUUCAUCGCUACGAGACCCUGUAUUCUGGAAACUAAAUAAAAAAAUAGUAGAGCUGAUUGACAGCUCAUUGAAAGUAUUCCCAAGUUAUUCAAGAAAUGAAGUAUACUUUCCUGGUGUUGAAAUUUUAAAUAUAGAAACGAAGAAAAUGAUAACUCUAUUUGAUGACUAUCAAUUUGAUGUUACUGAUUCCUUAAAAUCCAAAACUAACAAUAAAACUUUCCAAGUAAAGAUAAAUCAACAAAGAUUAAACCACAAACCAUUCGUCAUUAAACUUAAUAUCUCCUCUCUUGAGGCACAAAAAGGAUUAGUUAAAAUAUAUUUGGGUCCUAAAAUGUUACCAGGUGAAUUUAUUAUAAAUAAAAAUAGAUUUGUAUUACUUGAUUGUUAUGAUGUAAAUCUCAAAAAAGGAAUUAACUUGCUUUCACGAUCAUCAAAAGAAAUAAAAAGUUUUUCCGGUGACUUUGUAUCUAUUCGUUUCUUACGUAAGAGUAUAGAAGACGCUGAAUUUGGUUUAGAUGCAUUACCGAUGAAAGCUGUUGGUUUACAAAUUGGCUAUCCAGAUCGUUUAAUCUUACCUAAAGGUUCAUCCAAUGGACUUCCAACACAAAUAUUCGCAUUCAUCGCUCCAUUAACAAAAGUUACUUCUAGUAGUUCAUCUUCUUAUACUAUCAAUAACGAAUUUAAUACUGCUAUACUGUCUCCUGGAUAUCCAUUUGAUUUAGCUACUGAUGAUUACCAAUUGUUUAGUCUUCCAAAUGCAAUGACUAAAGAAAUUAUUAUAUCUCAUAAAGGAAGUAAUGAAAACUAUGAUAGUAUUAAUGGUAAUAAGAAGUGGGAUAAUAACAAAUAUUCUAAUUAUUAUUCCAAAAAGGACUUGGAAGACAGAGAAUAUAAAGAAAAAUCAAAAUAUGAAUAUGAUGAUGUGAAUAAGCUUGAUAACAUCGAAUCAAAUACUCAUAGUAUGUUAAAAUUACAACCUGACUUUACAAAAAGGAAGCAACCACAAAGUACUGACUAUAGUUCGAAAAGAGAUCAAUAUGGACAAAGAAUAGAUUAUUCGUAUAGCAGAGACAAAUUUAACCCCGAAAAUAAAGGUAUAAGCAUGAAAAAUAAUCAAUCAAUCUACAACAAAAAAAAUAUUUUUGAUUACAGAUCUAAAAAAAAUUUGUAUGAUAAAGAUGUUCGUUUUCCAAAAACAUACACUAACUAUGAAAGUAAUGAAAAUGAAGAAAAUAAAUCUAUCUCCGAAACAACUGCUAAAAAUAUUCCUACAAUAGUAUUAAACAAGGAUAUUAUUGAAGACAUAACAGACAAUAAAGAUGUUAUAUUGGAAGAUAAGGAUAUUACGAGCACAAAUUCUAAAGGAAUUAAAGAUGACAUUACAAGUAAAGAUUCCUUAACUCACAUUGAAGAAUCUCCACAAAAUAGUGUUUGGAAAUUUUUUUAUUAUAUAUUGCAUUCUUUUGAUUUUAUACACCCUGAAAAAAUUUAUGAAUAAAUUUGAUUAUAUUAAAUUAGAUAUUAAUAACAUAUUAAUAUUAACUAAGUAUAUUAAAAUCAAUACAUAAAU